Molecule: messenger RNA, 2436 nt
Organism: Gryllus bimaculatus (two-spotted cricket)
Lineage: Eukaryota; Metazoa; Arthropoda; Insecta; Orthoptera; Gryllidae
Source: the annotation of a GenBank genome assembly
UUCUAAAGUUGGUUAUCGCAUGUCCGCAAUAGGUGAACGGAAGAUGCAAAGGACAAAACGUCAAAAACAGUUUUUUAGUUCAGAAAUUAUAAUAUGCUCUAUUAUCCUGAAUAAAAAUAACGACUCCAUCACAUUUGUGCUAUAUAAAUGUAGAAAUAUAAAAGCAAGCCCUCUGAAUUUAUUACGUUCUUUUACUUUUCCUCAUUCUUUUAACUCCAAUUUUUAGAAACUGCUAAAUAGUACGCAGUUUUGUGAGCAACAAUGCGAAAGUUCAUUGAAACGCAACACUACGCCGGUGCGAUUUUGUGAGAUUGUUUCACACGGAACUCACAAUCGUUCUUGCAUAUUCCUUCCUUACGUAACGCGUUCAUUCGUCCCGAGUGAACGAAAGACUUUAGGGUUCACGGCCGGAUUGUAAGUCGCUUGAUAUGGCUUUCUCAAUUCCUGUUUCCCGCUUAGGGCGGGCAGUUGCUGUGCAUUUACGGCACGCUCGCGUGAAGCCAACGAGAGUGUUAUGCGCUACAUUUAAUACAACUAGUAUCAACAUGCAAGCGGCAAAGAAAACCAGGAAAGAAAGAGAUACUUUUGGAGAAUUGGAAGUGGAAGCUGAUAAGUACUAUGGAGCUCAGACUGUCCGGUCUGUAAUGAAUUUUCCUAUUGGUGGACCAACGGAACGAAUGCCUUAUCCUAUUAUUACUGCAAUGGGCAUUUUGAAGAAAGCUGCUGCACUUGUCAACAAAGAAUAUGGACUUGACCCCAAGCUUGCAGAUGCAAUUGCUCAAGCUGCAGAUGAUGUGAUAUCUGGCAAACUCUACAAUGACCAUUUUCCUUUGGUAAUUUGGCAGACUGGAUCAGGAACACAAACUAAUAUGAACACCAAUGAGGUGAUCAGCAAUCGGGCCAUAGAAAUUUUAGGAGGGGAGUUGGGUUCAAAAACACCCGUGCACCCUAACGACCAUGUCAACAAAAGCCAGAGUUCAAACGACACGUUCCCCACUGCAAUGCACAUCGCUGUAGCGCGAGAGAUCCAUUGCCUACUCUUGCCUGCCCUUGAGAAACUGCAUAACGCCAUUGACAGCAAAGCAAAGGAAUUCAAGGACAUCAUCAAAAUUGGGCGUACACAUCUCAUGGACGCAGUGCCCUUGACCCUGGGACAAGAAUUCAGUGGAUACGCAACCCAGCUGAAGAACGGUAUUGCGCGAGUGAAAGCCACACAGCCCAGGCUGUAUGAACUGGCAUUGGGUGGAACUGCAGUUGGCACAGGCCUCAAUACACGGGUUGGGUUUGCUGAGAAGUGUGCUGCAAAAAUCAGUGAACUCACAGGACUUCCGUUUGUUUCGGCUCCCAACAAGUUUGAGGCACUGGCUGCACACGAUGCAUUGGUGGAGGUUUCUGGUGCCCUUAACACUGUUGCUGUGAGUUACAUGAAGAUUGCCAACGACAUCCGCUUCCUUGCCUCUGGCCCACGGUGCGGUUUGGGUGAACUCAGUCUGCCGGAGAACGAACCAGGCAGUAGCAUCAUGCCAGGUAAGGUGAACCCCACCCAGUGCGAAGCCAUCACCAUGGUGGCGGCACAGGUGAUGGGCAACCACGUGGCAGUCACCAUUGGUGGCAGCAACGGCCACUUUGAACUGAACGUCUUCAAGCCCCAAAUAGUGUCCAAUGUGCUCCGGUCCAUCCGGCUGUUGGGUGACAGUGCUAAUGCUUUCACCAACAACUGUGUCGUGGGCAUCAAGGCCAACCGGGAUAACAUCAACAAGAUCCUCAACGAGUCCCUCAUGUUGGUGACUGCACUUAACCCUCACAUUGGUUAUGAUAAGGCUGCACAAAUUGCCAAGAAGGCUCACAAGGAAGGGACAACAUUGAAACAAGCGGCAUUGGCUCUGAAACACCUCACAGAGGAAGAAUUCAACAAAUAUGUGCGACCUCAAGACAUGCUCGGUCCCAAGUAAUGGGAACUGGAUCUUCUUUAGCUGUGGAGGCUUCGACAUGAAGCAAUAAGUGUUUUUGUUGUGCAAGAGACGUACCUUUACGUACAUAAUACCAUUUGCUAUAUAUGUAGUAAAGUAAGGUUUCUUGUGACAUGCUUGACAAAAUCUUCAUGGACAAUAACUUUAUUUUGUAAAUGUAAUGCAAAGAGAGGGGAAAAAUACUUUCGACUGUAUAAAUAUAUUGAAUGUCUGUUACUUGAGAUUGCAUUCCAUCAUGCAUUGCUGCUUAAGGGGAUGAAAUUUGUUAGUAAUUUAUAAAAGCAGUGACUUGUACAUUGGUAUGUAUGAUUGUUCAAAUGAAGUUACUAUUGAAUUUAUUGAUGUAUUUUCUUUUAUUUUUAUUCCAUUUUAUUAGUACAUUGAGGCAUGAGGCAUACAUCAAAUUCUAGCAGCUCUAUUUCAUGACAUUGAGUGACUGUCAUGACAAUCCCUUUGGAUGACACAC